Oryza sativa Japonica Group (Japanese rice) is the source of this 1503-nucleotide messenger RNA. Its product is annotated as exopolygalacturonase. The record is from RefSeq and is a predicted model, not a curated record. Gene Ontology annotation, biological process: carbohydrate metabolic process. Lineage: Eukaryota; Viridiplantae; Streptophyta; Magnoliopsida; Poales; Poaceae. Gene Ontology annotation, molecular function: polygalacturonase activity.
GAGCUUCUCUGCGUCGCCGAGGAGAGAAGGAAUCCGAUCGAGCGUUUCCCGAGCAGUAGCGACAGAAAAUGGCUGUGACGAUGGACAACGUCAUCAGGUUCAUGUUCAUCCUUAGCGUCGUCUACGGCGCCGCAUAUGCCAAAAAGUCUGAGGCCAAGGUCGCUAGUGCUCCUGGCCUAGCAGCGGCGGUCAACACGGUCUUCGACAUCACCGAGCUCGGCGCCGUCGCUGACGGCAAGACAGAUAGCACCAAGGCGGUCCAGGAUGCAUGGGACGCGGCGUGCGGGUUGGCCGGGUCACAGAAGGUGGUGAUCCCCAAGGGAGAAUUCAUGACCGGGCCCCUCAACUUCAGCGGGCCGUGCAAGGGCUACGUCACCGUCCAGAUCGAUGGCACCAUGUUUGGCUCCAACGACAUCCCCAAGUACAACAAGGGCAACUGGAUCGAGAUCCUCCACAUCGACAACGUCCUCGUCAACGGCUCCGGCACCCUCGACGGCCAGGGCGCCGCCGUCUGGAAAGACGAAUGCAAGAUCUUGCCCAACACGUUGGUGCUGGACUACGUGAAGAACGGGACCGUGUCGGGGCUCAAGCUGGUGAACGCCAAGUUCUUCCACAUCAACGUGUACAUGUCCAAGGGUGUGACGAUCAAGAACGUGACCAUCACCGCGGUGGCGAACAGCCCGAACACGGACGGUGUCCACAUCGGCGACUCGUCGGAGAUCAGCGUGUCGGACGCGACCAUCGCGACGGGGGACGACUGCAUCUCCGUGGGGCCGGGGAGCUCGCGGAUCAGCAUCCAGGGGAUCACCUGUGGGCCCGGGCAGGGGAUCAGCGUGGGGUGCCUGGGCAGGUUCAAGGACGAGAAGGACGUGACGGACGUGACGGUCCGCGACUGCGUGCUCCGCAACACCUCCAACGGCGUCCGGAUCAAGUCGUAUGAGGACGUGCUGUCCCCGAUCACGGCGUCCAGGCUAACGUUCGAGAACAUUCGGAUGGACGGGGUGGCCAACCCGGUGAUCGUGGACCAGAAGUACUGCCCCGAGAAGGACUGCCCCGAGAAGAAGGGGAGCAAGACGGUGACCAUCAAGAACGUGACGUUCCGCAACAUCACCGGCACCUCCAACACGCCGGAGGCCGUCAGCCUACUCUGCUCUGACCAGCUGCCCUGCAGCGGCAUGGAGCUGCUCGACGUCAACCUGAAGUACGACGGCAAGGACAACAAGACCAUGGCCGUCUGCACCAACGCCAAGGGCAUCUCCAAGGGCUCGCUCCAGGCCCUCGCUUGCCUCUGAUCUCGAUCCAUCCAUCGUCGACCGGCGUUAUAUCAUCUCUCUAUCUAUCGUCGUCUGAUAUAUGUAUAAUUCGCUUAUAUAGUAUGUACUAGAAACACAACGGGGCUUUGCCGAGUGUACAUGCGCCAGCCCAAUUGGGCCAAAUAGAGGUAUUACCUGUUACAUUUAUAUGAACAGGAGUGAAUGGCAAAAAAUUAAAAAUCAUUAUCAA